AUGGCCACAACAAUGAACGUAUUCCCUACCAAAUGGUCCUCCGAAUUGGAUAUAGAAGAGUAUAGCAUCAUCCACCAAUACCACAUGGACUCACUCGUUGGAGAUUUUCCACAGCAUCUCUCAUCUCUUGAUGGUACUACCGCUUGUUUCAACUUUGAUGCUUCUUGUAAUGAUGACUUGCUCGAAGAGAAUCCUUCAAAGAUCCUCAAGACCAUUCACAUAUCACCAAAGUUACAUCCUUUUUCAUCUUCCAGUCCUCCUCCUCCAAAGCAUCAACCAUCUUCUGGGAUUCUCUCUUUCGGAAAGAAGGGUUUAAAAGUUAUGAAAUACAACUCUCCAAACAUAAUAUUUAGCACCAAGGAAGAAGUUGGAUCACCAGAGCUGCUAACAAGAGGGACGAAGAGGGCUCAACCCUUGACUCGAAGCCAAUCAAAUGCCCAAGAUCACAUCAUCGCCGAGAGAAAACGUAGAGAGAAGCUUACUCAGAGAUUUGUAGCUCUUUCCGCCCUAGUUCCUGGCCUAAAGAAGAUGGACAAAGCUUCUGUGUUAGGAGAUGCAGUCAAGCAUAUAAAGUACCUUGAAGAGAGUGUGAAAGACUAUGAAGAACAAAAGAAAGAAAGAACAAUGGAAUCAAUGGUUCUUGUGAAGAAGUCUCAGCUUGUUUUGGAUGAUAAUAAUCAAUCAUUAGUAUUUUCCUCGGAUGGAAAUCAGGACUACGCGGGCUCAAAUCUUCCAGAGAUCGAAGUUAGGGUUUCGGGAAAAGAUUUUCUUAUUAAGAUCCUAUGCGAGAAGCAAAAGGGUCAUGUAAUCAAGAUUAUGGGUGAUAUUGAGAAGCUUGGUUUGUCUAUCACCAAUAGCAGCGUCUUGCCCUUUGGACCCACUUUUGACAUCUCUAUUAUUGCUCAGAAGAAGAGCGACUUUGUUAUGAAAGUUGAGGAUGUUGUGAAAAGCUUGAGUUGUGGUUUAUCAUAG
This is a messenger RNA of Arabis nemorensis, 972 nucleotides long. The record is from the annotation of a GenBank genome assembly. Lineage: Eukaryota; Viridiplantae; Streptophyta; Magnoliopsida; Brassicales; Brassicaceae.